Molecule: messenger RNA, 483 nt
Organism: Tetrahymena thermophila SB210
Lineage: Eukaryota; Ciliophora; Oligohymenophorea; Hymenostomatida; Tetrahymenidae
Product: transmembrane protein, putative
Exons: 1
Source: RefSeq, a predicted model, not a curated record
AUGAAAAUGGCAUAGAAUAUGUAAAAUAUUUAAGUUACUUAUGAUAACUAAUUAAAUCUUAUAAGGAAGACUAAUAUUCAAUAGUCAAAAAUAAAUUUGUCAAUACUAUCAAAAAUUUUUGAAUAGCUAUUUAAUGAUUAAGCUUAUAGCUGCCUUUAAAAUUGUAAAAAAUUCACAAUCAUUUAUAUCAAAAAUAAAUUAAUAAAUCAAAAAAUUAAGAAAAUAAUAAAAAAGCCAAAAAAAAUAAUGAAUACCAAGGUUCUUUUACUUUUAAUCGCUGUUGUCUUCGCUUGCUUUGCUCGUGCUGACUUGUAAGAUUGUUACAAUAUUUGUGAUGAGUAAGUCAAGUAAUGCCAACCUGCUCCUUCUUCUCAUGCACCCACUUGUGGUGAUAUUAAGGGUAGAUGCUAUUACUACUGUGAACACUUUGGCCAUCCUUUUGGAGAAGUCCAAGCUUUGUUAAACAGAUCAAGAAAAAUCUGA